CAUAGUCACGGGCAGAGGGCAAAGCGGCGAGCAGCAGAGAGGCAUCGCCCUAGAUAACGGUAGAAUCGUGGGCUGGUGUCGUGCUGCUUUUCGCGAAAGUGCUUGAAAACCGAGAGGAACGUAUCGAGAUCGUUCACGAGGAGUAAAACCGUCGUCUGAACUGAGGUUGUUUUUUCGUGGUGUGUGAACAGCCGCCUCGAGCCAGUGAGUAUCGGCUCUUCGAGGCGACCGAACGAGAGGACCGUGCCCCGAGGAGCUUUGGUGCACCCGCGCCGCGCGAGACUUUCGACCAGUGCGGAAUUUCUCAGCCAGUGACACGUUCGUUUCGUUUUUAACUUUGUUUCGUGUCUCCAUAUUACUCGGCACCAGUCCACGGAUUCUCCCCGGUUGCUUUCGAUGUGUUCGCUACGCCGACGGGACGACGAACCGAGCAGCACAGGAGUAGGAAGCGAGUAAUCGCCGGAGAAUCUCUGUAGAUUGGGAUAUAGUGGGCCGUGAACAAGGACGGAGAACGGGCGAGAGAGGGAGACGGAGACAGUGUACGAAGGAGUGCGCGAGGAAGAAAGAGAGGGACGAAUAGAGUGCGACAGAGGGCCAUUAGAUUCGAGGGGUACACGGGUGUACAUACGUCGAGUACGCUGAGCAGAUUCAACGAAUAUUUUGAAGGCACAAGAGAAGUGGCGUUGCGUGAAUUACCAAGAAGAGGGCGCAAGGUUGAGCGACGGUGCUCGACUCGAAUAUUCUACUACUGGUGGUUCAUCGAUUGCGUUCUCCUGGAUUUCCUCACGCAGGUCUGCUCUAACUGAAAGCAAAGAGGAGCAAAACGUGGCGGAUUCGGUGACCCCUCGGCUGUGACCAGAGGCGCACAGGGAAUUAGGGCAAGGAAAUGCGUGAAUAUAAAAUAGUGGUGUUGGGCAGUGGAGGUGUAGGCAAGUCCGCCCUCACUGUCCAGUUCGUGCAAGGAAUCUUCGUGGAGAAGUACGAUCCGACGAUCGAGGACAGCUACCGCAAACAGGUCGAGGUCGACGGUCAACAAUGUAUGUUAGAAAUCCUAGACACAGCCGGAACGGAACAAUUCACAGCCAUGAGGGACCUUUACAUGAAAAACGGCCAGGGAUUUGUAUUAGUGUACUCGAUAACGGCGCAGUCGACGUUCAACGACCUGCAGGACCUCAGGGAGCAGAUCCUGCGGGUAAAGGACACAGAUGACGUGCCGAUGGUGCUGGUGGGCAACAAGUGCGACUUGGAGGACGAGAGGGUAGUGGGCAAAGACCAGGGCGUCAACCUUGCCCGGCAAUUUAACUGCGCGUUCAUGGAGACCUCUGCCAAAGCCAAAAUUAAUGUUAAUGAUAUCUUCUACGACCUGGUGCGACAAAUCAACAAAAAGUCGCCAGAGAAGAAGAUGAAGCAGAAAAAGAAAUCGCUGUGCCUACUUCUGUAAGGUAGAUCUAGCAGAAGCCCGUACUCUCCUGCAUGAAUAAAUUCACAAAAACAAAAAAGCAAAAAAAAGGGGGAAAAUCAAGCAACACCAACCAGCAACAGAUCCGGAUUCAACCAGCGGAUGAUAAUACAGAGGUUCAGGCGAUCACGAAGAAAACUAAACCUAGUUGACAAGGAGGGGGCUGACGGUGUCACAAAUAAAUAGACGAAGAGGGGCAAGACACGGGGAACACGCAAGGAGUCGUUAGAACACCGAGAAGGAGAAGAGAAAGUAAUAGGAAGAAGGUGACAACGAGAGACAGGGGCGAGAGAGUGUGAGAGAGGGAGAGAAAGUUAAGAAGAAGGUUGGAGAGAAUAAAACAGAGAGAGAAAGAGGGGGGGAUGAAAACAGCGAGUAAAAAAUUUAAAAAAGAAUUAAAAAAAAAAAAAAACUAAUAAUGUUGUAUAUACGUUGGUCCCGGGGUGGUUCGUGUGCACGCGCAAAAUACAGAGGCGCACAAAAAGUUUUUAGUGUUAACGAGACCCCGUGGCGUCGGUUAUCAUUGUAGUAGGAGUUUUGCAUUAAAGAAAAAACAAGAGGAGGAAGAGGAGAAGAUGGCAGGAAGAAGAAUAAGUGGGGAUAAAGAAAAAGAUAUGAUUAAUUAAUGAUAAUAUAUAGAUAUAUAUGUAUAUAUAUAUGAAAAUAUUUAAA
This is a messenger RNA of Eufriesea mexicana, 2131 nucleotides long. It is a transcript of the gene Rap1, whose product is annotated as RAS oncogene family member Rap1. Bases 887 to 1441 code for a protein of 184 amino acids. Gene Ontology annotation, cellular component: membrane. Gene Ontology annotation, molecular function: GTPase activity; GTP binding. Gene Ontology annotation, biological process: Rap protein signal transduction. The record is from RefSeq and is a predicted model, not a curated record. Lineage: Eukaryota; Metazoa; Arthropoda; Insecta; Hymenoptera; Apidae. The transcript is spliced from 5 exons.